Prunus mume (Japanese apricot) is the source of this 705-nucleotide messenger RNA. The record is from RefSeq and is a predicted model, not a curated record. Lineage: Eukaryota; Viridiplantae; Streptophyta; Magnoliopsida; Rosales; Rosaceae.
GAAACUAGAGGUACCCACCAGUCCAAUUAUGUAUUUGAUGCUUUGAUGAAUGCGUAUGUGGAUUGUGGUUUUGUUUCUGACGCAUGCCAGUGCUUUAGAUUGCUUAGGAAGCAUAAUUUUCGAAUCCCAUUUCAUGCUUGCGGCUGUUUGCUUGAUAAGAUGCUCAAGUUGAACUCGCCCGUUGUGGCUUGGGGAUUUUAUUUGGAGAUUUUGGAUUCUGGGUUUCCACCAAAAGUGUAUAAUUUCAAUGUUUUGAUGCACAAAUUGUGUAAAGAAGGUGAAAUUAGAGAAGCCCAGUUGGUGUUCGAUGAAAUUGGGAAACGGGGUUUGCUUCCGACCGUAGUUAGUUUCAAUACUUUGAUUAAUGGGUAUUGUAAGUCUAGGAAUCUGGAGGAGUGUUUUAGGUUGAAGAGAGAUAUGGAGGAAAGCAGAACACGUCCUGAUGUAUUUACUUACAGUGUUUUGAUCAAUGGGCUGUGCAAGGAGCUUAGGUUGGACGAUGCAAAUUUGUUGUUUGAUGAAAUGUGUGAGAGGGGUUUGGUUCCGAAUAAUGUCACAUAUACUACUUUGAUUGAUGGGCAGUGUAAGAAUGGAAGAAUUGAUUUGGCAAUGGAAGUGUAUCAGAAAAUGUUGGGGAUUGGUAUCAAACCAGAUUUAAUUACUUAUAAUACACUCAUAAAUGGCCUUUGCAAAGUUGGAGAUUUG